UUUUGAUGAAGAGAGUUUACAUUCAAAGAGAAAAUUUAGUUGGCACAAAUACCUUUUGAAAUCACUCAAGAGACAGGUUCUGCAAUUACAAAUGCGAUGAGACCUGUGAUGAGUUCCAACGCAGGUUGGAUCAAACAGAUAGGAAUAACCGCAAGCUGCAACCCUUGAAUAUUAACAACUCGUGGGUUAGGAAUGUACACCAGUAUAAGACUAAAGCAGGAGGUGCAAUCUCUCAGAUAAAUCAAGACCAGGUAAUAGCUGUCUGAAGUGAAGCAUUUGCCAUCAGGACUGCUCCAAAGAAGACCUAUAUUCCUAAAGAACAGCCUAUCGAUCUGGACUAUAAGUAUUCAGUAGUUGAUAGAAAAACAUGUUUCAGAACUCAGAUGACCAGAACUCUUUACAAAAGGAAAACCAAAAAAUUAGACACUAGGCUGACUACUAGGCAGAAGAAGAGACUUAGUAGUGAAAUUUCUUAAUUAAAGAACCUUAAUAACUCUAAUACUUGUUCUGUAAAAUAUUUAUCA
Molecule: messenger RNA, 524 nt
Organism: Moneuplotes crassus
Lineage: Eukaryota; Ciliophora; Spirotrichea; Euplotida; Euplotidae
Source: the annotation of a GenBank genome assembly